AAAAAAGCUACAUUAAGCAGUCUACUCUGGGCGACCCAUCCCGUGCGACACUUUAUCAAACAAGUGUCUCUUUCCCCUAGAGGUUGCCUGCCCCCGCUGGUGAACUAAUUUCGACGACCUUCAGCAUGAGAAUUUGCACCAUUUUUGCAGCACUGCUCACCCUGCAGUCGGUGGCUUAUGGUCGCCCGCGAGCGGACUUUGGCAUUGCGCAGAGCGUGCCGAACAGUGGCAAAGUGCUCGAACGGGCGCUCGAGGCGCUGCAAUCGUUCAGCGACCUGGACAAUGGCGGCACCGUCAACAUCAAGUCGGGCUACGAGCUGCUCAUCCAGGUCGCCAAUAUGGUCAACUCGAUCGCCACCAAACUGUCCCACACCGGUACCGCCCUCAUGGACACGAUUGUGACGCUGGCCAACGACGAGGCAGGACCCGUAGCGGGUGUGUUCGGUCAAGUGAACGCUGCCCUGGCCGAACUGGAGCAGCUGAUCAACGGCGGUCUGAAGGUGGAACUGAGCACACUCGACAGUAGAUUGGGCCCGGCGCUUGGCAACCAGUUCCGGGAUGGGUUCCGGGGCAUUACCGCGGCGCUGAAGAAAUUAUCGACCGUGCUGACCGAGCUGCAGGCGGCCAUUGAGGCCGCCCAGAAGGCAGCGGGUGGUGGACCGGUGACGGCGCUGCAUGUCCGAACCUUCGUUCCGAUUACACUGACCAACCGGCUGCUGACCGCGCUAGCUCAGCUGCGCUCAGCCCUGCCGGUGGUUUCGUUUGUGAUCAAGCGAACGGUGGGAUGACUACGUUCAGUGACUGCUGCAACACUUGUCUAAUAAAUCGAACCGCAGCAAACAA
Molecule: messenger RNA, 843 nt
Organism: Anopheles gambiae (African malaria mosquito)
Lineage: Eukaryota; Metazoa; Arthropoda; Insecta; Diptera; Culicidae
Exons: 2
Coding region: 126-788 (220 amino acids)
Source: RefSeq, a predicted model, not a curated record